CACUUGCGCGUCUGCUGCCGACUGGUCAUCGUCUGCUUGAGGCGUUCGCUAACGUAUCGGACUAACUGCGGAUAUUCCGCGGGUGUAACACCCGCUCGUUCGUUUUCCUUCGCCAGUGAAGUGCACGAAACGUGGCGAGACCUCGAUGCCGCUCACUCGGCAACGUUUAUGAAUUUCGGUGCUUGGUGCGCGCGCGGUCAUAAAAGAUGGAUGUCGGUGUUAAGCACGUGGAAGAAUGGAUGGAUAAUUUGAACAAUUUGAUACUUGGACUCAAACAGGGAUCGGACCCUCGCGCAGCUACAUGCCGCGGGAAGCUACAGUACCGCCGUUCCAAGAUCAACCACGAGAUCACCAAACAGAUGAUGAUGCGCAAUGGGGCAGAGAAGCUCUUCAAAGCCACUACCAACAAGAAGUUGCGGGAGACAGUCGCAUUGGAGCUGAGUUUUCUGAAUUCCAACCUUCAAUUGCUCAAGGAGCAGCUGGCUGAACUCAACAGCUCUGUUCAGAUCUACCAAAGCGAAAACCAAUCUCAUCUUGUGCCAAUGAUUCCUUUGGGUUUGAAGGAAACAAAAGAUAUUGACUUUCAAGAACCUUUCAAGGAUUUUAUCAUGGAGCACUACAGUGAAGACAGCAUGGCCUAUGAUAGUGCCAUUCAGGAGUUCAUGGAUGUAAGACAGGCUGCAAGAACACCCACGAGGGACCAAGCAGGUGUGCAACUGCUUUUCGAGUACUACAACUUGCUAUACUUUGUGGACAGACGUUUUUUCCCUCCAAGCCGCAGCAUGGGCAUUUUCUUUGAGUGGUUUGACUCCCUCACAGGAGUUCCUAGCACGCAGAAGACAGCUGCCUUUGAGAAAGCCAGUGUUCUCUUCAACAUUGCAGCCCUCUAUACACAAAUAGGUGCCAAGCAAGAUCGUAGCAAGAGCUCAGGAAUCGACUCUGCAGUGGAUAGCUUCUUGAGGGCUGCAGGCAUGUUCUGCUAUAUUAGAGAAAACUUCAGUAAGCCUCCAAGCAUGGACCUAAGUAGCGACACUCUGGAAUCACUCACACACAUCAUGCUGGCUCAAGCACGAGAGUGCCUCUUUGAAAAGCUUAUCCUUAGUAAUGUUGAGAAGCAAGGAAUCUCAACAUGCAUAGAGGUUGGCCAGGAGGCAGCAGAGGUUGCAGAAGUCUACACACAGUUGCACAAACUCAUGUCCACACCACCAGUAAAGGAUUAUGUUCCAUAUUCAUGGAUCAGCCUCAUUUUAGUGAAAGCUGAGCACUACAAGGCAUUAGCUCACUACUACAUUGCAGUGGGCUUGUUAGACCAUUCCAGUGACAUCGAUGAAUCUGUGCGAAGAUCCCUGGAAUUUCUCCAUGUGCAUGACCAGACCAACAGCACUUGCAUUGACAUCAGAGUACCCGAGACAGCCGAGGAUAAACGACAACUAGGCAAAGCUCAUCUGCGAGAAGCACUCCUCCUGCACGAAGAAGCGUUGCGACUUCAUCGCAUGUGCAGGCAGUUGCGGCAAGUGGACAACUUGCUCAGGAGGUUAAGAGCAGACCACGACAUUGCACUCCAACGUUAUGCUGAUCUGGAGCAAGAAGAUGACUUUCAAGAAGUUCUCGACCCACCUAAAAUUCAAGCAUCAACAAAGUACCAGUUAACGUUGACAUCACCAGACUUCACACAGUACAAGGUGAAGGAUCUCUUCCAUGGCCUAGGCCCCAUUAGCAUCUUCUCUGCAAGGCACCAUUGGUCAGCAGCUAGGGCAGUACAUCUCACAAAGAAAGGUCAAGAGAGCUUUGGAUUCAGUGUUCGUGGGGACUCCCCGGUAAUUGUGGCUGGUGUGGAGCCUUGCAGCUUGGCAGAGUUGGCUGGAGUAAAGGAAGGCGACUUCAUAGUAGCCAUUGGUAAGACAGACACGAAAUGGUCAACGCACGAUGAAGUGGUGCAGCUGAUACGGGAAGCAGGCCACGAGCUCACAGUAAGAGUCAUCACUCCUAUGGACCGAACCUACCUUCGUCAGAGUCCGGCAUCAUCCACAAGUUCCUCGUCGUCAUCUUCUGGCGUAAGCAGUUCUGGAAGUUCGAGCCGGCUGCAAAGUCCAAAUGGCUCAAUUGCAAGCAAUAAGAGCAAAGAUGGACACAAGAGGCUAACGUGGAACUUCUUCCGUCGUGGAACGUCAAAAGAGCGCCCCAGUGCAACGUACGAUGCAAAUGUUUUGCUACGUUGAGAUACUGGGACUUGUGAAUUGCUACGUCCAAUGUGCAAUGACUAUUGUGCCUUAACAGUGAACUGCAGUAGAUGUGACAUUCCUCUGUGCUUUCUCCUGCAAACGUACUGACACAGCAUCCCACAUGGAAUUCCUGCACUACAACCAAAUCUUGCAUGUGUCGGUGCACAAACCCUGCAUAUGGAAGCAUCCUCGGCAUACAACGAGGACAAAUUGGGACAAAGGAUGCAGGGCAGUUAUGCAACAAUUUGUGCAUGACUGAAUUGCGGUGACAUGGAAGAUCGUGUUGAUUCUGUGAAGAGAGUGUAAACACCACGUAUUACUACUAUUUUCGUAAAAUACUCUAACGAUGUAUAUUGUUCAUUGUUGUAGGACUGAUACAUGCAUUGUUGCAUCAAAAUUCACUUCAAGUAGUUCGGUCAAGUGGAAGCAGACAAUACCUGGUUAUUCAUGAGUUCAAUUGGGAUGACUGAAAUAGUAGCAUGUAUUAUAAAGCUACAAACAUGUGUCCAGUAGUAUUAAAGUGUAAAAUAUAUGUACAGCAGAUGUUGACUUUCUCAAUUAUAACAAGUAUGACAGAUGUUUGUGUAACACACCUUGUACAUCGUACACGUUUUUUUUACUGCCUUUCUGUCAACUGAUGGUGCAUGGCACCCUGUCUUUGGAAUUAUUGUGACCACAUGCCCAAAUUUUGCACCUUUGGAUGACUACAUUGGUUCGACAUUUCAGUUUUUAGCCUUUAAUCCUCCAAUUAUAUGGAUAUUCAAACUGUCCACAAAUAAAUGUCUCGAGGAAAAUUGUACUGUCUGGUGAAUUGUGUAGCUGAGUUGCAGAGUCUGCAGUGUGCAACACAUGUAUGCCAUGUAGUUGCUGUCUUCCAGCUGCACCUUGAAUAGCACUGUAUAAUGCUAAGCUCAUGGCUCCCUCAGAGGGGCUCUGCUUUUUCAGGUGCUUGCAAGUUCAUUCAUGGACAGUUGCAUAUUUACAGAAUUCAAAUGGAAAGCAUGUUUACUAAAAGGCCAUGUUUGUGUACUGACAAAAAUGGGGCCCAUUGCAUUUUGACAAUUUCAUUCGGCAUGUCCUGGGAAUGUUUCUUCUUCCAUGGUGAAGCAACAACUUGUACAUACAUGUAGAUACAAACUAACGUUUAUUGUAAUGUAGAAGUGCACUUUAGUGUGAGUUUUUUAUGCAUACAUACAUACAUUACACUAUAAAAUAAACAGUACAUACCAGAAAUGGUGUUACGUAUCACAGCUGUGUGAAAAACUGACAUCAAGAAAACAAGAACUAGACUAAUGUUUCAUCCCUGUAUGCAUCUGUAUUGACAGGCAUGCGUUCCAGUGCAUGAAACAUCGUACCAUCAGCAUUUCUGUAAGCCUCUUCAAGAUCAACAGCACUUAAAUAAAACUGGUACCAAAUAUCCUCA
Molecule: messenger RNA, 3645 nt
Organism: Ornithodoros turicata
Lineage: Eukaryota; Metazoa; Arthropoda; Arachnida; Ixodida; Argasidae
Gene: Rhp
Product: rhophilin-2-like
Exons: 15
Coding region: 207-2219 (670 amino acids)
Biological process (GO): signal transduction; negative regulation of stress fiber assembly
Molecular function (GO): protein binding
Source: RefSeq, a predicted model, not a curated record